AUGUUACCCUGUGAUCAACUCGGAUUUCUUGAUUCUUUGGAUGCUAAAAUUCAUUCAAAAUAUUUUGAAAAAAUAAAUGAAAUUCCUUAUCAGAUAUCAACAGAGCUUCUUAAACAUUCAAUUUCAUUUGGUGAUGUUUUAAGAAUUGAAUUUAAUCGCUAUGCUCAAAAUCAAAUCAAUCCAAUGAAUGUUCACAAAAAUAAUUUAUUUUGCCUCACCAAAAAUUGUCAAAGUUUCUAUAAAGUUUUAUAUUCCAAAAGGCUACCAGAAGACAAUAAAGUGCCGGUCUAUAGAAGAAUUUUCCGAAACAUGAAAGGUGGUUUCCAAGUUUAG
This is a messenger RNA of Clunio marinus, 333 nucleotides long. The record is from the annotation of a GenBank genome assembly. Lineage: Eukaryota; Metazoa; Arthropoda; Insecta; Diptera; Chironomidae.